This is a messenger RNA of Adineta ricciae, 2139 nucleotides long. NCBI's taxonomy places the organism in Eukaryota, Metazoa, Rotifera, Eurotatoria, Adinetida, Adinetidae. The record is from the annotation of a GenBank genome assembly.
AUGAAUGAUCAUCUUGCUUUAACAGAAGAUGUUAAACUUAUUUGUUUGCGAUCUGCUCAUCAAGAUAACACUUCUAUAGAUCAACUACAGCCUAUUGGAAUUGACACAUAUGAGUUUGAUGAUGUUGACGAAUGUGUUCAAUAUAUUGUGUCACUCGAUCCAGAAGAUACAUUCGUUUUCAUAUGGCUUGGUUUCGGAUGGAAUCAUCUCAUUCCCAUCUUACACCAGUUCGAACAGAUUCAUUGCAUCUAUCUUCAUGAACCAACUCAUCAUAGGUUCAUAUCAAAAGUCCACGGAGUAUUCACUCAUCCUGAUGAACUACUUCAGCAACUCGUUCGAGACAUUCAAACAACAACCAUUCACAAUCCACAAGGAAAUUCUAUUCAAGCGAUAUGGUCUGAGGUACUUUUACAAGGUCUCAUGCGCAUGCCAACACCCUCUACAAACGUCUAUGGAGAAAUGAUCAAAGAAGCGCGCUACUUUUAUCGCAACAAUUCAGUUCAACUUGCCCAAAUCGAUGAUUUUGAAAAGAACUAUCGUCGUGAAGAUGCCAUUCGAUGGUAUUCGCGUGAUUCAUUUGUGUAUCGAUUAGUGAACAAAGCUCUUCGAACUCAAAACUUGGUGAUUCUGUUUAAAUUUCGAUUUAUCAUUCGAGAUAUCUAUGAACACUUGAAGAAACUCUACCAUAAGCAAUACUUGGCUGGAAAUUACAAAAAUGAAGAACCUUCAACAAUCACAUUAUAUCGUGCAAUGAAAGUAUCAUCAGCUGAAAGCAAUCAACUACGGUCCUUCAAGACAGGUGGAAUACUUUCGAUCAAUUCAUUCGUAUCUGCAUCAUCCGAUGAAAUGGUUGCAAUUUUUUAUUUGGGAAAAGAUAUAGAAAGAGAUAUUAUGUUGGAAAUUGAGGUCGAUAAAAAAUUAUUGAGCUCGGAUAGUUUGCCUUUUGCUGAUAUUCAUACACUUAGUUCAAUGUCCGAUGAUAUGGAAGUGUUGCUGUCGAUGGGAACUACUCUUCAAAUCCAAUCAGUUACAGCCAAUAUCCGCUAUGAGAAUAUUUGUAUUAAAACUCGAUUAUGUUAUGAAGCCAGCAGUGAGCUGAAACAGUUGAAAAGAUAUUUAAUAGAUAAGUGUCUUCUGUACGGACAAAGUGAAUCGUACUAUAUAGAUUCACUUUUAAGUCUUCUGUGCGGAAUAUGGGAUCAAGAAAAACUAGAUCAGCUAAUCAAACUGUGCAAACGGGAGGAUAAAAAUGUAGAUUGUAAUGUCAUUCAUUUAAUGCGUAGACUUUCCAAUGUGGGCAAUAUGAUUAAUGAGCUGUCUAUAGCUGAAGUAUUUCCAGUGGCUUCAGAAGUAUUUUCAAAAGUUUGUGAACUGCUUAAAAAUCUUCAACGCACACCAAACAUAUCAAGCGACGUUCGAAAAAUAUUGACAGAAUUUGACGAAUCUGUGGCACGUAUGCACAGUACUGCUGUAUAUACGAAUAAUAUGGGCGCAAUCAUCGAACAGUUCUUGUCAGAAUUAACUUCAUGGGAACAGAUACCCGCUGCAUUAUCGCUUCCUUCGUUGCAUCCGAUACAUUCAGAAUUACAGUUCAUAAAAGGUUCAUUAAACUGUCUACAAGGUAAUCAUACACAGGCAGUGAAAUGCUUCGAGCGUAGUCAAGCAUCACCUGCUGUCCCUUUAUUCGAUAAGAACGGUUUCAUGCAGCAAGCAGGUAUGUCCAAUAUAGUUGAAAGUGCUGAUAUGCUUGGUAUCGAUUCUCUCUCAUCGCAAAUUUUCGAAGAUCUUUAUAAAUCAGUAGAAACUCACCCACAAGCACUCUUUCAAUUAGGUAGACAUCUUGAGCGUCAAAACGACUGGUCUAUGGCAAUUCUAUGUUACCAACGUGUAAUUGAAAAUCGUAACUUACCGCCUAAUUCGAUGUUUAUCAUCAAAGCAUACUAUUAUAUGGGUAUGGCUUUCUCCAAGUUGAAUGAUUCUGAAUCGGAGCUGUUCAAUUAUCAUCGAGCAUAUGAUCUCUUGAAUCAACAUUAUCCAUCUACUCAUCCCCUCGUAUCAGAAAUAUAUCGAUCUAUUGUCCUGGUGGAGUUACGCAUAAACGUUCAGCGCAUCUAUUACUUAUUGGAUCGUAAGCAUUAG